Zygotorulaspora mrakii is the source of this 792-nucleotide messenger RNA. RefSeq names its product serine/threonine protein kinase BUD32 (gene BUD32). The record is from RefSeq and is a predicted model, not a curated record. Gene Ontology annotation, molecular function: protein serine/threonine kinase activity; ATP binding. Gene Ontology annotation, cellular component: cytosol; nucleus; EKC/KEOPS complex. Gene Ontology annotation, biological process: protein phosphorylation. Bases 1 to 792 code for a protein of 263 amino acids. The transcript has a single exon. NCBI's taxonomy places the organism in Eukaryota, Fungi, Ascomycota, Saccharomycetes, Saccharomycetales, Saccharomycetaceae.
AUGUCAGAAGAUGUCCUUGCCAAAGUGUACGAAUACUUGACACCCGGCUUACCGGUUGUACCAAUUGCGCAGGGUGCUGAAGCCGUAGUGUUCACUAGCGAGAAGCAUCCAUACUUACCAAAUAGCGGAAAAUUCAUCCUAAAAUAUAGACCUCCAAAGCGGUACAGACACCCUUCUAUCGAUAAAGCCUUGACGAAGCAUCGUACUAUUGGUGAGGCUCGGUUACUGACCAAGCUAUUUUUAAUUGAAGGUUUAAAAGUCCCUAAACUAAUUGCUUGCGAUGCCUAUAACGGUUACCUGUGGCUUGAAUUUCUGGGUGAGGAGUUGCCUCACGGCAAAGGUUUUAGCAACUUGAAGAACUUUCUAUGGAUGUACGCGACAGAUGAUGGCGAUCCCUAUUGUUCUAUCGUUGAGGAGACCUUAAAAAAGGUCGGCCAACAAAUUGGGUUAUUACAUUGGAAUGGCUACUGCCAUGGUGAUCUGACUAGCUCCAAUAUAGUGCUCUCAAGAUCUGGAAAAAAUGAAACAUCGUGGCAACCAUAUUUAAUAGAUUUCGGACUAGGAUCUACCACAGACUCUGUUGAAGAUAAAGGUGUGGAUUUGUACGUACUAGAGAGAGCUAUCAUUAGUACUCAUUCGGCACAUGCGGAGGCAUACAACGAGUGGCUUUUAAAGGGAUUUAGUGAAAUUUAUAAACGCUAUGGAGAUGCGGGUGAAGUAAAGCUCAAGGAAGUGACGAAACGAUUUCAAGAGGUACGGUUGCGAGGAAGGAAACGGAGUAUGAUUGGCUGA